This is a messenger RNA of Closterium sp. NIES-65, 1422 nucleotides long. The record is from the annotation of a GenBank genome assembly. NCBI's taxonomy places the organism in Eukaryota, Viridiplantae, Streptophyta, Zygnematophyceae, Desmidiales, Closteriaceae.
AUGCCGGGAGAGAUUGUAACGCUUCAGGUCGGGCAGUGUGGUAACCAGGUUGCGAGCGAAUUCUGGCGACAGCUGUGCCUUGGAGCACGGCAUCGGCUGGAUGGCAACCUGCAGGACUUCGCGACGCAGGGCGACGAUCGAAAGGACGUGUUCUUCUAUCAGGCGGACGACCAGCACUACAUCCCGCGCUCCGUUUUACUAGACCUAGAGCCGCGCGUGGUGAAGGGCAUCCAGGCGGGCGAGUUCCGCGCGCUCUUCAACGCGGAGAACGUGUAUGUGGCGGAGCACGGGGGGGGCGCGGGGAACAACUGGGCGAGCGGGUUCGACCAGGGCGCGCGCGCAGCAGGAGGCGAUUAUGGAGAUGAUCGACAGGGAGGCGGAUGGGCAGCGAGAAUCUGGAAGCCUUCUACCUCUGCCACUCCGUGGCUGGAGGCACUGGGUCAGGUGAGACGAGGCACUGGGUCAGGUGAGACGAGGCACGGGGUGAGACCAGAUGAUGAAGGCGAGGCGGAAGGGAGUGAGGCAAUAAAGGUAAGGUAUCUGCUCUUGGGGCCCGACCAGGCACAGCAGGAGGCGAUCAUGAAGAUUAUCAUCAGGGAAGCGGAGGGUAGCGAGAAAUUAAAAUCCUUUACCUCUGCAACUCCGUGGCUGGGGGGACGGGGUCAGAUGUGUGUUUUCUCAUGUGUGUGUGUGUGUGUGUGUGAUGUGCUGCUGCAUGCACUGCAGGAGAACGUGAUUCGCAAGACAUCAGUCUUUGACGUCAUGAGGCGGCUGCUGCAGCCGCAGAACUGGAUGGUUUCGUCUCACUACGGCCGAAGCGCGCGGGACGUGAGUGCCGCCCGGCGCAUAGUAGCUGGUGGUUGGGGAGUAGGGAAAGGAGGAGGUUACUCAAUGAGCAUGGUUCAGGGGGAGGUGGAUCCGGGGGAGGUGAACAAGAGCAUGCAGCGUAUCAGAGAGAAGCAGGCGGCUUCCUUCAUUGAAUGGGGCCCUGCAAAUAUUCAGAAUUGUGGUGCGUAUGAGCUGCAUAUGUCCCACUUCGUCUGUCUCACCUCUCUCUCUCCCACACUCAUCCUGCGGCCCUCCCAGGUGGCUCUCUCUCGCAAGUCGUCUUACGUGCAGAUGGGGCACAAAGUGGCUCUCUCGCGCAAGUCCCCUUACGUGCAGACAGGGCACAAAGUGAGCGGGCUCAUGCUGGCGAACCACACAGGCAUGAGGCACCUGUUUGGGCGCUGUGUGAAGCAGUAUGAGAACAUGCGCCGCAAGUCCGCCUUCCUCGAGCCCUACAAGCAGUUCUCCAUGUUCUCUGACAACCUGGUGGAGUUUGACGAAUCACACGAGGUGGUGCGGUCAAUGAUUGACGAGUACCGCAUGUGUGAGACAUCCGAUCCACUUGCUUACGAGUUUGAAGGGGCGGCAGCAUAA